Messenger RNA from Mercenaria mercenaria, 477 nucleotides. RefSeq lists its product as uncharacterized. The record is from RefSeq and is a predicted model, not a curated record. Lineage: Eukaryota; Metazoa; Mollusca; Bivalvia; Venerida; Veneridae. The coding region runs from base 40 to 477 and encodes 145 amino acids. The transcript is spliced from 2 exons. Gene Ontology annotation, cellular component: nucleus.
UUUUGCGGAAUUUGUCAAAGCAGAAGACAAAACAAAAACAUGGAACCUCCAGCCUCCAAGAAACCUAGAGUCAGGGCCAAAAACUUUUCUAUGUCGGAGGUGGAGGUGUUAAAGACCGCAGUUACAGAUAACUUCAGUACAAUUUCAGCAAAACACUGCAAUGGAACAGGUGGAAUCACAAAGAAAAUUCAAGACAAAGCCUGGGCGACCAUCUGUGAAAAGGUAAACAGUGUCGGGAAUGCGAAGCGGUCCUUCGCUGAAGUGAAGGAAAAGUGGCGUAACCUCACUAAAAAGGCAAAAACUGAGACCACCAUGCAGAAAGUGUCCAUGCAGAAAACCGGGGGUGGACCACCAGCACCAUUGCCUGAUCCACUCCUGGAUGAUAUUGCUGGGUUGUUCUGUUCUUCAGCCUCCUUUCACGGGAUGCCAGGAGCUACUGACUGUGAAACUGUCACGAAAAGUUUAUGUGAGUAUUGA